AUGGUCUUCCUUCCAAGCUCCAACCCGCUGUGGAAGCAGGACCGCGUCAUCAUGGGCGCCCGCUUCUCCUCCACCAAGGGCUUGGACACAAUCCGGCCCAUCUUGGAAUGCCAUGCCGGGCGUCUCACCGAGUACUUGAGGGCAUGCUCUCGCAUUGGCAGGCCGAUCAUAAUCAGGGAGGCCGUGAACCGCACGGUGCUCAAUGUCAUAUCCAACAUCCUCUUCUCUGAGGAUGUGGCGGACUUGAGCGCGCCGGGGGCCCAACCUUUCAGGGGACUCAUAGUGCCGGUACUAGAGGAGUGGUCAAAAUCCAACGUCUCCGACGCCUUCCCAUUCCUCGCACCAAUUGACCACCUCCUCGGCUCGCGUUGCCGCAUCUCCAUACAUCUCGCCAAACUGUUCAACUUCUUUGACCAAGAAAUCGUUCAGCGCCGGUUAGCUAGAACUGGCACUGGCAGUGGCAGUGAGAAGAACAACGACGUGCUGGACGUUCUCCUCGAGCGCCACGCCAAGUCCAAGCUCACUCGGCAAGAAAUCAUCACGUUCCUAACGGAUAUGUUCAUCGCCGCAAGGCCCGCAAGUGACACGAGCACGGUGACAGUGCAGUGGGCUAUGGCGCAGCUACUGCGCCACCCAGACAAGAUGAAGAAGGUGCGUAACGAGCUCGCAGCAUGCCUUGGAGUUACGUCCAGUGACUUUGUCAAGGAGAGCGACCUCGACAACCUUCCCUACCUCCAUGCCGUGGUGAAGGAGACGCUGCGGCUGCACCCAGCGGUACCCUUGAUACCACGGGAGGUAGCUGCCGACGGAGUGUCACUCGGUGGCUUCCCCAUCCCAAUCGGAACGGGUGUCGUUGUCAACUUGUGGGCAAUCGGAAGGGACCCUACCGUAUGGCCUCAACCUAACAAAUUUGUGCCUGAAAGGUUCUUGGCUGGAGGUGCAGGCGAGGCCGUGCACUUUCAGGGCAAGGACGACUAUACUUAUAGGCCAUUCGGCGCCGGCCGGAGGGUGUGCCCUGGAAUGGACUACGCUCUGCGAUCAGUGACUCUGCUGCUAGCCUCGCUUGUCCACAGAACAGAAUGGAGACUACCUGAUGGCAUGGCGCCCGAGGAUAUUGACCUCGAGGACCGCUAUGGCACUGUGCUGAAUCUUGCUACGCCACUCCGUGCCGUGCCAGUGUCCGCCGUGUGA
This is a messenger RNA of Triticum aestivum (bread wheat), 1191 nucleotides long. RefSeq names its product oryzalexin E synthase-like. The record is from RefSeq and is a predicted model, not a curated record. Gene Ontology annotation, molecular function: oxidoreductase activity, acting on paired donors, with incorporation or reduction of molecular oxygen; iron ion binding; monooxygenase activity. NCBI's taxonomy places the organism in Eukaryota, Viridiplantae, Streptophyta, Magnoliopsida, Poales, Poaceae. Bases 1 to 1191 code for a protein of 396 amino acids. The transcript is spliced from 2 exons.